GAAGGCAGUAGGUGGUUAGCUUGUGAGCUGGAACUUGCUUAAGUCAGACCAGCCCGGCAAGCUACAGCGACUCCGCGUUUGGACUUGGUGCUGCUCGGACCGGAGCGGUUCCCACAUUCACACUUUGGUAACACCGCAGCACGACUUCAGGCGCUCAGGCUGAGAUGUUUGUCCGCAACAGGAGCUUCUAGGAGAGCGGAUCAUGGCUGUAUAUAGAAACAAGAGGACUUUGAGAGCUGCUCCACAUUCUCUUCCGACUGGAUUUUGAGGAGGCAGUGAAAUUUUUAGGAUGGGAAAACGACACGGCCUUGAGCUUUUGUGGAAUCUGGCUAAUGGCCGGGAGGACUACAGAUUUAGCUUUUUAUGACUUGGAUGGUAAAAAUCUCUUGAUACACCUUCAGAUCUCCUACUGAGAAUCAUGUGGUGGCAAUCCACAAAGCAGGACCUCUGGCUGCACUUGGACUUCGCUGCGACCGUCACAACUUCUCUGAGUUAAAUUGGACCCUUUCUGGUCUGGAUUCACUAAGCAUCCCCUUCCGUUUGGAUGAUCUUUCCUAACACAUAUUUCCUGACAUAUUGAUCUAAGCAGUGCCAAAACAACAGCAAGGCUUCCUCUAACUUCAGUAAUUCACUAAAAUAAAAAGGAAAUAGUUGAUUCUUGCUAAUGAUGUAGUAUUUGUAGGGUUCACUCAGAGCUUCUGUUGUUGCGAUGGCUGCUGCUACCUCUCCAGAGAAGCAUCAGCCCCUCCUGCAGCUCCAAGAGGUGGAUUCCAGUCGAGUUGGCAGUUGCAUCCUGUCUCCUGGUCUGACCCAUGAAUCCUGCCAGCCCAUCUGCAUCCCGGCCCCAUACACCGACCUGGGCCACGAGUUCACCCCCAUCCCUUUCUACAGUCCAACAAUUUUCAGCUACACCAGUCAAGGCAUUUCAGACUGUCCCUCGGUCCAUCAGUCACUGAGCGCCUCCUUAUUCUGGCCCAGCCGUGGCCAUGUGGGAGGUUCCCUACCUCUGCACCGCUCCCAGGCCCGAGCCCAGCACAGCCAGGCUGUUCAGAACCCGUGGGAGAGCGUUUUAACCAGCAGUAAGAGUGCGAGGAGACUGUCGCAGGAGAACGAGGAGGCCAUGGUGUCUUCAGGCGGGAAGGCCGACCUCCACUUCUGUGCCGUGUGUCAUGACUAUGCUUCAGGGUAUCACUACGGAGUGUGGUCAUGUGAGGGCUGUAAGGCCUUCUUCAAGAGGAGCAUCCAAGGACAUAACGACUACAUCUGUCCAGCAACCAAUCAAUGCACUAUAGACAAGAACCGACGCAAGAGCUGCCAAGCAUGCCGCCUUCGCAAAUGCUACGAAGUUGGCAUGACCAAAUGUGGUAUCCGGAAGGAGCGUGGAAACUGCAGGAGCACGCUGGUGAGGCGUGUGACCCGUUUGUCCUCCCAAGGUCGAAUAAACCGACCCAAGGUAUUAACCAGCCCAGUAGAGAGCCAAUUAAAUGAGACUUUACAACCUGGACUGACCCCCGAGCAGCUGAUUGAGCGAAUCAUUGAGGCAGAGCCUCCAGACAUCUACCUCAUGAAGGACAUGAAGAGGCCACUGACGGAAGCAGACGUGAUGAUGUCGCUUACAAACCUGGCUGAUAAGGAACUUGUUCACAUGAUCGGCUGGGCCAAAAAGAUUCCAGGGUUUGUUGAACUCAGUCUUUCGGACCAGGUCCACCUGUUGGAGUGCUGCUGGCUGGAGGUGCUGAUGAUGGGAUUAAUGUGGAGGUCAGUGGACCAUCCAGGGAAACUAAUCUUCUCGCCGGACCUCUGCCUAAGCAGAGAGGAGGGGAGCUGUGUCCAGGGCUUCAUGGAGAUCUUUGACAUGCUAAUAGCGGCCACGUCCAGAGUGAGAGAACUCAAGCUGACAAGGGAGGAAUACGUCUGCCUGAAGGCUAUGAUCCUCCUAAACUCCAACAUGUGCAUGAGCUCAUCGGAAGGUAGCGAGGAGCUGCAGAGUCGUUCCAAACUGCUGGGUCUCCUGGACGCCGUAACGGAUGCUCUGGUGUGGGCCAUCGCCAAAAGCGGACUUACUUUCCGCCAACAGUACACCCGUCUCGCCCAUCUUCUUAUGCUGCUCUCACACAUCCGCCAUGUCAGUAACAAAGGUAUGGAUCACCUGCACUGCAUGAAGAUGAAAAACAUGGUGCCUUUGUAUGACCUGCUGUUGGAGAUGCUGGAUGCUCACAUCAUGCACAGUUCCCGUCUCCCUCGCCGGCCUGCUCAGCAGGAGUCCACGGAUCUGUCGGAGGUGGCGUCCGGCCAGGCCCACGGCUCUGCCAGUGGCCCCUCAAACACCUGGACUCCCAGCAGCGCUGGGGUCAGAGGUGAAACCCAUUAUUCAGAUUAGAAUUAAUUGACUUCUCACUGCUUCUUACACACAAAAAAACCAAGCUCACAUGGCUGAUGCUGUUUAGGAACAAUCUGCAAAGACUGAGAGCUGGAUUCUCUGCUUGAUCUCUAGUGAAUCUUUAACACAUUGUCCACUAUUUCUGGCGAGUUCUCUAAAUGCAGAAAGGUAAAGCUCAAGAGGAUAGACCAGACUUGGCUUCUUUUCUUUCCACUACCCAGGAACUUUGUUUCACACUAGCAAUUUGACAUGGAGCAUCAGUACUUGCAUCUUCUGAACCUAAACAUGUCACUGUCAGUUUUAAGGUAAAUGACAUCACACCAGUCAUUGUGGAUCAGUCAGCUUUCACUGUAAUGUACAGUGGCACGGAAAAGUACCUAUGCCUAGACGUUUUGGUCACGUUUCGGAUCAAACAACGUUUAACAUUUAAGACAACCUGAGUACAUGUAAAUAGCAAGGAUUUUAUUAAGGGGAAGAGCUAUUCAAACCAACUUGACUCUAUGUGAAAAAGUAAGUUCCCCAUGAAAAAUCAAAACUAACCACAUUUGUUUGGUUCGGUAUGACUCGCCAUGGCAUGGCCUGAUUACUGCCAGACACCUAGAAUCAAGAAAUCACCUAACCAGAACCGCUGUACUUGAGAUGUUAUGCUUAAGCGCACAUAAGUUACACCGGUGGAAAAAUGAUCCCAAACUGACAAUAAAGUCCACCUAUAUAUGAAUAAAAAGAUAAUCGUGGAAUGGCCUAGUCAAAGUCUAACUUAAACAUGUAUGUUUGAUUAACAUAAUGUGGCAUUAAACCGUGUGUUUAUGCUGAAAUCCCUUUGUGUCUGAAUUAAAACAGUUUUUCAAACAAUGGGAGAUAAUUCCUGGUGAUGUACAAGACUGUGCCGCCAAAGGUGGUACAACCAGUUAUUAGGUUUAGGGCGAAGUUACUUUUUCACAUAAGACUAGGUUGGUUUGAUUUACUUUUUUCUAAUUAAUUAAUAAAAUUUAAUUAUCAUUUGCAUUUUUUAUUAUAUCAGGUUAUAUUUGUCAUAUAUCAAAAUCUAUUUAAUCUGCAACAUGUAAGUUUGCUUUAAAAAAAACAGAAACCUGAAAUCUGUAAGAAUGCAAAUUUAUUUUCACAUCACUGUACAUUUUUCUGACAGCUGCAUGUGUCUAAGCUCUUCAAGGUUUAGAAAUUCUUUGAAAUAUUUAAAAUUUCUGCACAAAUGACUUAAAACCACAAAUAGAUUUCCACACCACUCCUCGCAGCUGUUUUUUUUUUUUUUUACUGUAGUGUAAUUUAAAUACACUAAUGUAUGUAAUA
Girardinichthys multiradiatus is the source of this 3688-nucleotide messenger RNA. It is a transcript of the gene esr2a, whose product is annotated as estrogen receptor 2a. NCBI's taxonomy places the organism in Eukaryota, Metazoa, Chordata, Actinopteri, Cyprinodontiformes, Goodeidae. Bases 710 to 2380 code for a protein of 556 amino acids. Gene Ontology annotation, cellular component: nucleus. Gene Ontology annotation, molecular function: nuclear estrogen receptor activity; sequence-specific DNA binding; nuclear receptor activity. The record is from RefSeq and is a predicted model, not a curated record. The transcript has 10 exons. Gene Ontology annotation, biological process: cellular response to estradiol stimulus; regulation of DNA-templated transcription; estrogen receptor signaling pathway.